AAAACCUGCAGGACACCGGCCCUCGAGUCCUGGAGUUGGAGGCCCCCUGUGAAUAGAUUUUUCAAGGCAGGACAUUUUGAUUUCCUACAAUGAGCAUGGUUUCCAGUUGCAAAUAUGAGAGGGAAAGCGGGGAGGGAUAAACAAUGCAAAACAGAUACAAAUAUAGCUGAUUGUGAAGUUCAGCUCUCUUUCUCUGUCUGAUGGUCAUGAUGUUUAGACUGAACCAAGGAGCACUUCUCAUUCCGCUAUUAGUGAUGUGGCAUGUCUUUGCAGGAAUCGCUAAAGACGACCACAGAGCUUUGCUGGUGUCCAGAGGAGACUCAGUGACGCUGAUCUGCAACACAAGACAGAAUAAUACAACCCUAAUCACCUGGACCAACGGCAGAUCUGUUUUUCAAUAUUCCAUUGUGCUGAAUAGCACCCAUUCAAAUUUCUCUUUCCAUAAACUGAAAAUAAAUCGUGAGUUACCUGCAAAGCUAAUUAUUUUUAGUGCUCAGCCUGAAGAUGGAGGACUUUAUACAUGCUACAUAACAGACAGAAGUGGUGUAAACAGCAUUACAUGGAAUUUAACUGUGUCUGAGGACCCCAGAGAUUCCAUUUCAUCAAAGUAUUUUCUAUACAUACUCCCAUCUGCAAUUGGAAUCCUUCUAUGUGGCAUCACACUAGCUGUCUUUAUCUGUGGAAAAAUUGUGAUGAAGACACUGAAUCAGGAUCCAGUCCAGGAUCAGUUUCCUCCCCAGUCAGGAGAAGAGGCAGUUCUUCCUCAACCACAGGGUGGCACUAUUUGUUGUAAAAAUAAAAAGCAGAGGCGUCAGUAUAUGGAGAGGGUGAAUACAAUCUAUGAUAAUGUCUAAAUGGAUUAACAAUCCACAAAAGGGAGCACCAUCAGAGGGAGGACAACAGUGCUACUAUAGCCAAUAGAACAAAUCCCUCUGCUUACAAGAAGCAGCCAAUUAGAAGAAGGUUUGUAUUAAAGAACACGAGAAGGGAACUAAACGUGUUGUUUCAGGGACAGGAUGAACUGCAGGCCUACCAAAUAAAUAGGGAUGGUAUGAAACUGUGAAUCAGAACAAGUCAAGUCCAAGUGUAACUUGAAUCCUUAGGAAUUUUCCCUAAAGUUUUCACUUUAUGACAAUAAUGUAUUCUCAGCUCAAGCUCAUUAAUGUUUUUUCCUCCAAGUUUUCAUUAUAAGCUUGUUACAGGGAGAUUGUUCAUUUUUUUUUUUAGCGUGUGUGUGUGUGUGUGUGUGUGAGAGAGAGAGAGAGAGGGAGAGCGAGGGAGGGACUGUUAUUCUGUCUGUGAACAAAAUAACUUGAAAGAAAAAACCUUGCAGAGUGGGGUCAUGUUAACGAUCCUUUAAAAUUUGGCUUAUGUCCACCAAGGCCUUCAAGGUCAACUUAAUGAUGAUUCUUACAAGUGUGGUGUGUAUUGUCAACAUGUAAAAAAAUUUGAAAAAUCUCUAUAAAGGUUUAAAAUAUCAUGCCAAAAUUUUAUUCAAGGUUGUGAUUGCCUGAAGGUAAAAGUAAUAAUAAGGCAAUUCGGAGCUGUUUAAAACUUUGUUUAUUGCUAUCAUUGUUUGUACUGACAACAUAUAAGGGAUAUAAGUGAAAUGGGGUCAAACUUUCAUAAAGGUACUGUCCCCUUAAAUGUAAAAACUGUUCU
This is a messenger RNA of Oreochromis niloticus (Nile tilapia), 1662 nucleotides long. RefSeq lists its product as uncharacterized. NCBI's taxonomy places the organism in Eukaryota, Metazoa, Chordata, Actinopteri, Cichliformes, Cichlidae. The transcript has 7 exons. The coding region runs from base 201 to 854 and encodes 217 amino acids. The record is from RefSeq and is a predicted model, not a curated record.